Molecule: messenger RNA, 4359 nt
Organism: Pelecanus crispus (Dalmatian pelican)
Lineage: Eukaryota; Metazoa; Chordata; Aves; Pelecaniformes; Pelecanidae
Source: RefSeq, a predicted model, not a curated record
GUGGUUGAACCCCUUAUUUAUUACUGGCCAUAAACGGAAGCUUGAAGAAGAUGAUAUGUAUAAAGUGCUGCCAGAAGAUUCCUCAGAGAAGCUUGGAGAGGAAUUGCAGUGGUACUGGGAUAAAGAGGUGCAAAAAGCAAAAAAAAGAGGAAAACCACCGCAUUUAACAAAAGCCAUUAUUCUUUGUUACUGGAAAUCCUAUUUAGUUUUUGGAAUUUUCACAAUGAUUGAGGAAACCCUCAAAAUAGUUCAGCCAAUAUUUUUGGGAAAAAUUAUUAAUUAUUUUGAAAACUAUGAUUCCUCAGAUGAGGUAGCUUUGAAUUUUGCAUAUUUCUACGCAGCUGCUCUGUCUGUGUGCACGCUUAUUCUAGCUAUAAUGCACCACUUAUACUUCUAUCAUGUACAGCGGGCUGGCAUGAAGCUGAGGGUAGCUAUGUGCCAUAUGAUUUAUCGGAAGGCACUUCGUCUCAGUAACGUAGCUAUGGCAAAAACUACCACUGGUCAAAUAGUAAAUCUUCUGUCAAAUGAUGUGAACAAAUUUGAUCAGGUAACGAUUUUCUUGCACUUCUUGUGGGCUGGACCAAUUCAAGCUGUAGCAGUAACAGUACUUCUCUGGAUGGAGAUAGGCCCAUCAUGUCUUGCAGGAAUGGCAGUUCUGAUUAUUCUUCUUCCUGUCCAGACCUGCAUUGGGAGGCUUUUUUCUUCCCUAAGAAGCAAGACAGCUACCUUAACAGAUGUCAGGAUUAGGACCAUGAAUGAAGUCAUAAGUGGUAUGAAGAUAAUAAAGAUGUAUGCUUGGGAAAAAUCAUUUGCGGAACUUGUGAAUGGUUUAAGAAGGAAGGAGAUUGCCAUGGUUUUGAAAAGCUCUUACCUUCGAGGACUGAACUUAGCGUCUUUCUUUGUGGCAAGCAAAAUAACAGUGUUCAUGACUUUCAUGGCAUAUGUGCUACUUGGCAAUGUUAUCUCUGCAAGUCGGGUGUUUGUUGCAGUGUCCCUGUAUGGUGCAGUAAGACUGACAGUAACUCUGUUCUUCCCUGCGGCUGUUGAGAGAGUGUCCGAGGCAGUGGUUAGCAUACGACGAAUCAAGAACUUUCUGAUGCUUGAUGAGGUCUCACACUUCAAGCCACAGCUACAUGGUAAUAAUGAGAAUAUCAUUCUUCAUGUUCAGGAUUUGACUUGCUAUUGGGAUAAGAGUUUAGAAAGCCCAGCACUUCAACAACUUUCAUUUACUGUCAGACGAGGGGAAUUAUUGGCUGUGAUUGGUCCUGUAGGAGCUGGAAAAUCUUCACUCUUAAGUGCUGUGCUUGGUGAGCUGCCUAAGGACAAAGGUUUGAUAAACGUUACUGGAAGAAUUGCCUAUGUUUCUCAGCAACCUUGGGUGUUUUCUGGUACAGUAAGAAGUAACAUACUGUUUGACAAGGAAUAUGAGAAAGAAAAAUAUGAAAAAGUUUUAAAAGUCUGUGCUCUUAAAAAGGACCUGGAAUUACUAGCAAAUGGUGACCUAACAGUAAUAGGAGAUCGUGGAGCUACGCUGAGCGGGGGACAGAAGGCCCGUGUAAAUCUGGCCAGAGCUGUGUAUCAAGAUGCAGACAUCUAUCUUUUGGAUGAUCCACUGAGUGCAGUGGAUGCUGAAGUUGGAAGACAUUUGUUUGAAAAGUGUAUUUGUCAGGCCUUACAUCAGAAGAUCUCUGUUUUGGUCACUCACCAGUUGCAGUAUCUCCGUGCUGCAAAUCAGAUUCUAAUUUUAAAAGAUGGUAAAAUGAUGGGGAAAGGUACCUAUUCAGAGUUCCUGAGAUCUGGCAUCGACUUUGCUUCCCUUUUGAAAAAAGAUGAGGAGGUAGAACAGCUGUCGGUUCCAGGAACCCCCAACCUGAAGUCUGCCCGGAGCCGAACCUUCUCGGAGUCCUCUGUCUGGUCCCAGGAUUCUUCUGCCCAAUCGCAGAAAGACGGAGCACUGGAACAACCACCUGCUGAAAAUGCACUGGCUGCAGUGCCAGAGGAGAGUCGCUCUGAGGGAAAAAUAAACUUUAAGGUUUACAGAAAAUAUUUCACUGCGGGAGCAAACUACUUUGUGAUUUUUGUACUUUUAGUAUUCAAUAUUUUGGCACAGGUGGCAUAUGUUCUCCAGGACUGGUGGCUUUCUUACUGGGCAAAUCAUCAAGAAAAGUUGAAUGUCACAACAAAUGGAAAUAACGGAGCAAAUGAGACUGAACAUCUAGACCUUAACUUUUAUUUGGGAAUUUAUGCAGGUUUAACGGUGGCUACAAUACUGUUUGGCAUAAUAAGAAGUCUUCUGGUGUUUCAAGUUCUUGUUAAUUCUGGUCAGAAUUUACACAACAAAAUGUUUCAAUCCAUUUUGAAAGCUCCUGUCUUGUUUUUUGACAGAAAUCCUAUAGGAAGAAUCUUAAAUCGUUUCUCCAAAGAUAUUGGCCACCUGGAUGACUUGCUUCCAUUGACAUUUUUGGACUUCAUGCAGACUCUCCUACAGAUUUUUGGUGUGGUGGCUGUGGCUGUGGCAGUGAUUCCUUGGAUACUCAUCCCCUUAAUUCCACUAUUUAUUCUUUUCAUUUUUCUUCGACGAUAUUUCUUAGACACUUCAAGAGAUAUUAAACGUCUAGAAUCCACAACUCGCAGUCCAGUGUUCUCCCACUUGUCGUCAUCUCUCCAGGGACUUUGGACUAUUCGGGCUUUGAAAGCAGAGGAAAGAUUUCAAAAAUUAUUUGAUGCACAUCAAGACCUUCACUCAGAGGCCUGGUUUCUAUUUUUGACGACCUCGAGGUGGUUUGCUGUGCGUCUGGAUGCCAUCUGUGCCAUUUUUGUUAUAGCAGUUGCUUUUGGUUCCCUGCUUCUCGCCAAGACUUUGAAUGCAGGGCAGGUUGGUUUGGCGCUAUCCUAUGCAAUCACCCUCAUGGGAACGUUCCAGUGGGGUGUUAGACAGAGUGCUGAAGUUGAAAACCUGAUGAUAUCAGUAGAAAGAGUAAUGGAAUACACAGAACUUGAAAAAGAAGCUCCUUGGGAGACCAACAAGCAUCCACCACCUGAAUGGCCAAGCCAAGGAAUGAUAACGUUUGAAAAUGUUAACUUCACUUACAGUCUAGAUGGACCUUUGGUGUUAAGACAUUUGUCUGUUUUAAUUAAACCAAAAGAAAAGGUUGGAAUAGUGGGAAGAACCGGAGCUGGGAAAAGCUCUCUGAUAGCAGCCCUCUUUCGCUUGGCGGAACCCGAAGGAAGGAUUUGGAUUGAUAAGUACUUGACGUCAGAGCUAGGACUCCAUGACUUGCGGAAGAAAAUUUCGAUUAUACCUCAGGAGCCUGUUUUAUUCACUGGAACUAUGAGGAAAAACUUAGAUCCUUUCAAUGAAUACACUGAUGAAGAGCUGUGGAAUGCCUUGGAAGAGGUGCAACUGAAGGAGGUUGUGGAAGAUCUACCUAAUAAAAUGGAGACGCAGCUGGCAGAAUCUGGGUCUAAUUUUAGUGUUGGUCAGAGACAGCUGGUGUGUCUUGCCAGAGCGGUGCUAAAAAAAAAUCGGAUCCUUAUCAUUGAUGAAGCAACAGCAAAUGUGGACCCAAGAACAGAUGAAUUCAUUCAAAAGACGAUCCGUGAAAAGUUCGCUCACUGCACAGUGCUGACCAUUGCACACCGCUUGAACACCAUUAUUGACAGUGACAGGAUUAUGGUUUUAGAUGCAGGAAGACUGAAAGAAUAUGGUGAACCUUACAUUUUGCUGCAAGAACAAGAUGGCUUGUUUUACAAAAUGGUGCAACAAGUGGGCAAGACUGAAGCGGCUUCUCUGAUUGAAACAGCAAAACGGGUGUACUUCAGUAAGAAUUACCCAGAAGUUGUUCAGAAUGGUCAACUUGCCACAGACUCCUCCUUGGAUCCUUCCUCAGGAUUAUGCAUAACCGAAACUGCACUGUGAUUCCUAAUAACCUUAACUGUUUUCCAUAGAAUGUAAACCUGAGAUCAUCUAAACUCAGUGACUAUGUUUGCAAGUGUCAACGAAGAGGAAAAGGAGGGGGCGAUUCUUUGCACUGGACAUCCUUCCUAUUUAAUACUGAGAAGAAAAUUGUUACUAUCCCUCUUUCUUUAAUUUCAGUGCAAUAUGUUUUCCUUUCCAACUGAUUAUGUUUGUAUUGCUAAGGAAAUUAGGCAGACUCAGUUUUUAUUUGAAAGUUAUGUGAUAGAGAUCUCUUUUAUUUAAACAGGUGCAGGACACCUACCAGAUCUAGGGUGCAUAUUUGCAGCUUAUUAAAAAAUUGGAAUGUGUCCUUUUUCUCUUUUGGAAAUAUUUUGAGAGCAAGCAAAACCAAAUUGUUUUCAGUGUCACUUUAGCGUGACAGCUGUGUCUAAACAGAAGAU